AUGUCUCGGGGCAAGAGAUGCGCAUCUUUGGUGGUAGAGUUUGCUUUAAAAAGGCAGAGAAGACUGAUGUCCUCGGGAGGAGCGAGUAGUAGUAGUUAUAGUAUUAGUAGUAGUAGUAGUAGAAUUAUUAGUAGCUCUUUCGCUUCUUCGUCGUUUCAAAAUCUCGCUUUGCGAGAAGGAAGUUGUUUUAGGGGAAAAUGGAGGCGCGAGAUGAUGCAAAACUUUGAAGGAACAACAGGACGCGCGUUUUCUUCCGCCGCCGCAAAAGACGACGAGAAAAAGACGAAGGAGGUCAACAAGGGAGGAGAAAAGACGGGGGACGAAUCCACGAGUAAUCCUUUAGCCGGGAUGAUGUUUCCGUGGGAGCGCGCGGUGCUUUCUUCGCCUCGCCAAGAAGGCCCCACGCCGUGGUGGCACAAACUGUAUUGGUUCGUCUUUGCGUUUUGCGUCUUGUUAAUCGCCUCGAAUCGAGUGCGAGAACAGUUCGAACAGAAAGACGAGACGGAAAAAAGAGAGAUGAAGUUGAAGAGAAACAGAAGAGCGAUGGCGCGAGCGCUGGAAGGACGAUCGUUCGUGGGGAAUCGAGAGUACGAUCCGAGGACGGAUAGUUUACGCGGCGGGAGUCUCGAAGACGAGGAGGAGGAAGAAUCGGAUCCGUUCGAAGGGUUGGAACCGCACGAGAUUGCCGCUUUAGUCGCGAAAGAGGCGCCGGAUGGUGACGUAUACGCCGGGUGGUCGCCGGAGGAGAUUCAAGAGUACGAAGAGAAGAGUAAAAAAGAGAGAGAGAUGGAGAAGAAAGGAGUAUUUGUGAUGCCGCCGACCGCCGCGAAAAAAUGA
Molecule: messenger RNA, 837 nt
Organism: Bathycoccus prasinos
Lineage: Eukaryota; Viridiplantae; Chlorophyta; Mamiellophyceae; Mamiellales; Bathycoccaceae
Exons: 1
Coding region: 1-837 (278 amino acids)
Source: RefSeq, a predicted model, not a curated record